Colletotrichum spaethianum is the source of this 315-nucleotide messenger RNA. RefSeq lists its product as uncharacterized. The transcript is spliced from 2 exons. Lineage: Eukaryota; Fungi; Ascomycota; Sordariomycetes; Glomerellales; Glomerellaceae. The record is from RefSeq and is a predicted model, not a curated record. Bases 1 to 315 code for a protein of 104 amino acids.
AUGAUGUUCAAAUCUGCCGCCCUUCUUGUUACCUUUCUCCCAGCCCUUGCCUGGUCUUGCGCUGUAUACGACUUCUGCCUUUGUCAAAAUGCCGACAACAGUUUCAACGAUGAAAUUACGAAGAAGGCUUGUGCCAACUUCGGAGGAAACUAUCUGAAAUUUGAUGAUGGUCGCCACUACUGCGGUGCCGGAUCAGCUGGAGCUGGUAUUGGUGGAGUGCAGCCACUGUUGUUGCAAAACUGCCGCUUCAAGACGGCGUGCAACAACUACGGUGCUGCUGGCGACUCCAACUGCUGGGGAAAGGAGUGGAAGUAG